CAAACACUCACUCAAACCAAACCCCCCGAACCAAACCUGUCCUGACCCUGCUCAAAGCGCGAGAGAUGUGUGGUGGCGCGAUCAUCGCCGACCUCAUCCCAGCGGCGAGGCCGGAGCGGCGCGUGGCGGCGAGGCACCCCUGGACAGCCAAGAACAAGAGGCGGUGUAGUGACCUCGACAACGACGACUUCGAGGCCGCCUUUGAGAACUUCGACGGCGACUCCGAUGAGAAAGACGAGUAUGAGACGGAGGCCAUGGACAGCUACGACGACGAGGAGGUGGAGGCGGUGCUGCCGCUCGGCCGCAAGCCGCUCUCUCCCCUGUUUCCACAAGGGCGCCACGCCAACAAGAAGGCCUCAGGGCGGUGUGGGAGGGGCGCGAGGCAGUACCGCGGCGUCCGGCAGCGGCCGUGGGGCAAGUGGGCGGCGGAGAUCCGCGACCCCGUGCGCGGCGUCCGCGUCUGGCUCGGCACCUUCGCCACCGCUGACUCUGCUGCGCGUGCCUACGACGCUGCCGCUCGCCGCCUCCGCGGCGCCAAGGCCAAGCUCAACUUCCCGUCCUCCCCACCACUCCACCGCAAGAAACGCCGCGUCAACGCCGACGCAGGCACUUACUGGCCUUCCACCAAGAACGGUGCCGCGGCUUCUGCGUCCGCGUCCAACGAUGGCGCUGUGGCGCCGGCGCCGGCGCUUCUCGGUGAGCCUAUGAGCGUCGCCAUGAAGUGGCCGACGAGCGUCGUCAUAGAGGGGUUGUCUCCAGCCGUGGCGGCGUCCAGUAUUCCCGACGACCCGGAGGUGUUGGACCCGUACGACUUCUACGGAGAGCUGACCUCCUACUUGAACGGCGGCACGUACGAACCGCUGGAAAGCCUGUUAACCGGUGGCAUCGCCGCGGACGAGCUCGGUUCGAUGGCUCUGUGGAGCUUCGGCGAGGACGGCUCCUUCUGUUUCUGAUCCCGCGAAGGUCACGGCAGCAUAGCAGCAAUACGAACUUACGAAGCUUGUACAAACUUGUGUGUUCAGUUGCUUGUACAGAGGUCGAUGCUUUAGGAUCCGCGCUUCUAGUUCUGGCUGUGCCGUCAGGGGUUGUGCCGUCAGUGGCUUGUGCUGAAUUGCUUCUAGCUCUGACUGGUAUGAUGUAAAUUGUGGUCAAUUAUUAUGCAGUACUUCCAAUAACUAAUUGACUGUUUUCAGU
Molecule: messenger RNA, 1194 nt
Organism: Phragmites australis (common reed)
Lineage: Eukaryota; Viridiplantae; Streptophyta; Magnoliopsida; Poales; Poaceae
Product: ethylene-responsive transcription factor 1-like
Exons: 2
Coding region: 66-953 (295 amino acids)
Biological process (GO): regulation of DNA-templated transcription; ethylene-activated signaling pathway
Molecular function (GO): DNA binding; DNA-binding transcription factor activity
Source: RefSeq, a predicted model, not a curated record